Molecule: messenger RNA, 6486 nt
Organism: Eleginops maclovinus (Patagonian blennie)
Lineage: Eukaryota; Metazoa; Chordata; Actinopteri; Perciformes; Eleginopidae
Gene: jmy
Product: junction mediating and regulatory protein, p53 cofactor
Exons: 10
Coding region: 442-3111 (889 amino acids)
Biological process (GO): positive regulation of apoptotic process; Arp2/3 complex-mediated actin nucleation; intrinsic apoptotic signaling pathway by p53 class mediator
Cellular component (GO): cytoplasm; nucleus
Molecular function (GO): actin binding; Arp2/3 complex binding; transcription coactivator activity
Source: RefSeq, a predicted model, not a curated record
AAGCUCACACGUGACACCGUCGCGCGACCGCAUUGUCUGCAAGCGGACAAAGAGCAACGGUUAGUUAUCGCCGAGAAACGGGCAGGUGGUGUCAUGACAACAACGGACAUUAUGGAUCCGACUUUCCUCCGUCGUUUGCGCCGCUGUGUCCGAGCUCGUACGGCCGCUUGAACUUAUUUAAUGUCUGGAUCCCAAAUCCGGCCGUGUGGAGGGAUAACGACGUUAGCUGCGGUGUUUUUUCCAGCUCACACGCAGCUGGCAGCGGGUAAACAAAGCUGGACAGCCUUUGUUUCCCGUCUUAAUUUAGCUAGUUGGAUGAUUCGCUUUACCUGCGUCAAAUCUCACUUUUCCAGCUAACGUAAGCUAACUGUUAGCGUCGACAUUAGGUUAUUUUUAUUUUUAUUUUUUAGCUAAUCUCUUUUUUUACACUGGCUGCAUGAGAUGUCAUUCACGAUGGAGGAUAACUUGGAGUCCGAGUGGGUGUCCGUCAGACCGAGAGUCUUCGACGAAAAAGAGAGGCAUAAAUUCAUCUUUAUUGUGGCCUGGAACGACAUCGAGGGAAAGUUCGCCAUAACCUGCCACAACAGAACCGUCCAGAGGCGGAGUACCGUGCUUCUGGACCCUUUCAUGGACCUUCCUGCCCCCAGUACUUCCGUGGCAGAGAAACACACAAAAAGUAAGAAAGAUGAAGCGUGCCAAGCGGGUAAAGUAAGACCACACUCCUUACCCAAAACGAAGACUGUUAUUACUGACAAAAACGCUUUAAGUCCCGUCUGUUCAAAGACAUCCGAGUGUGUCAGUCCCACUCUAGGGUCCUGGGAUAUUGUGACACCGAAAGUAAUAGAUAUCGAAAUCCUGGACCCCGUGGAUGUCCCGCUUUCUCCGGAUGAUGCUGACAUAGGGGAGGGUGAGAGUAGCGGCCGCGAGGACUUCAGCUGGGCCGGGCUGUUCUCCUUCCAGGACCUGAGGGCUGCCCACCUCCAGCUGACCGCCGUCAACUCGGACCUGGAGCCGUGUUUACCCUCCUUUCCUGAGGAGCAAUCCGGUGUGUGGUCGGUGAUAUUCGGAGCCCCAGGUGUGUCCCAGCGGGAGACAGACGCCCUGUGCUACCAGCUACAGGUGUACCUCGGUCAUGCUCUGGACACCUGCGGUUGGAAGAUCCUAUCAGAGGUACUUUUCUCCGAGAGCGAAGACACGGAGGAGUACUACGAGAGCCUGAGCGAGCUGAGGCAGAAAGGCUAUGAAGAUGCUCUUGAGAGGGCCAAAAGACGCAUGCAAGAGGUGCUGGAUAAACACAAAGCCAUGGACAGCAUGGUGGAGCUGCUGCAGGUGUACCCAGAGGAGGACGAGGCGUAUGGAGAGCUGCUGGAGGCAACAACGCAGCUCUACCACUACCUGCUGCAGCCUUUCAGGGACAUGAGGGAACUGGCGAUGCUGCGCAGACAGCAGAUUAAGAUCUCUCUGGAGACGGAGCGCCUGGGUCCUCGUCGGGUGGAGGGUCUGACGAAAGAGGACGAGGAGUGGCAGAAGAAAGCUCAUGCCGCCAUUCUCUCCAUACAGGACCUGACUGUCAAGUUUUUUGAAACCACGACUCGCGCACAGAAAGCUUUGUUUGAGCGGAUGCGUGCUGACCAGAAGAAGUUUGGAAAGUCGGCAUGGGCAGCAGCGGUGGACCGAAUGGAGCGGCUGCAGUACGCCGUUUCCAAAGAAACUCUGCAGCUGAUGAGGGCGAAGGAGAUCUGCCUGGAACAGAGGAAACACGGCCUGAAGGAGGAGAUGCAGAGUCUGCAGGAUGGAGAUGACGCCAUGCUGCGAGUGGACCAGUUGGAGGCGCUGUACUAUGAGCUGCAGCUGCAGCUGUACGAUAUCGGUGCGGAGGUGCUGCGCUGCGAGGAGCUGCUGCUCAACGCUCAGCUGCAGAGUCUGCGCAGGCAGAUGACAGAGCGACAGGAUGAGGUGGUGUACUACGAUGCCUUUGAGAGCCCCGAUGCCAUGAAGGGUGAUGAAGAUCCCACCACCCCACCGUCCCCCCUCCGAGAUGAAGAACUGAGCGUCCUGCAGCAAAGGACCCGGCAGCUGGAGGCCCGCAGGGGCCGCAUCACCGCAAAGAAAGUCUACCUCAAAAACAAGAAGGAAAUCUGUAUUGUCAAUCACAACCAGAAGAUACAACAGCGAGGCAGCCAUGAUGAUUCCCCACACUCACUGCAAGAGGGAGGUGAAGCUGAGGAAGAUGAUGCCAAGAGGAACGCCAGAGUGAGUCAGGACAGACAGAGGACUCUGGACAGACUCCGCAGCCUGAAACAGCGUUAUCCGGGCCAGGUGACCCUGAAGUCGAGCCGGCUGCAUCAGUUUCAGCCUCACAGCCGGAGGAAAGCAGGGCCGCCGGCCAGCACUCACUCAGCCAGCGUCCAAACAGACUGCUGCGAUCUCCCACAACUCUCCGCUCCUCCUCCCCCCGACUCCUGCAGCUGCGACAGCGUCUCUCUACCAACAAUUCAACUCGGCAACCUUGCCUCGCCUCCGUUCCUCUCGCUGCCUCCGCUCUCUGCUUCCCCACCUUUUCAUUCACUGGGUCCUCCUCCUCCACCUCCCCCACUUCCUCCUCCACCUCCUCCCCCAGAGGAGCAGCAGCAGGGUGAGGGCAGGGAGAUAAAACCCAGCCCAGUGCGGCACCACGAACGCAAGUCUGAGUCUCUGCCGCUGGCUCCGUUUUCCCCUCGGUUCUUCGACAGCAGUCAGCUGCAGACGGCGAGGAAGAAGCUGAAGAAGACCGCCUCGCUGGACUCGACGCAGUGGAGAGCGAGCUCCCCCAUGGACGAGGUGCUGAACUCUCUGAAGCGGGGCUGUUUCCACCUGAGGAAGGCGGAGCUGCGAGUGUUGGGCCCUGACCCGGACGACGACAGCAACAACAUCCUGGCUCAGAUCCGGCAGGGCGUCCGGCUGAAGAAGGUGCUGACGCGGCCGGAGCAGCAUAGGCAAGCCAAGAGCUUCACACACUCCGCCGACGCUCUGACCCGCAGCAUCCACGAGGCGCUGCGGAGAAUCAAAGAGGCCUCACCGGAGUCCGAGUCCGAGGAUGAAGGCCUCCCGUGCACUGACUGGGAAAUCUAGAUUGGCUUAUUGGACGUUUUUUACCUCCUCUAGUGUGGAUAUGUGGAGCCAAAAUGAAGAAAAAACAAGCGGACAAACCAGGGUUAAAUCACCUGGAGAUACCUUGGUGCAAUUUGAACAAAAACCCUUGCUUUUUUUAUAUCAGAAAACCGCUCAGUAAUGUGUGUGUUUUUUUAUUCAUACUUCUGUGUGUCGUUUGUAAAGAUGGACCACUAAUCUUUGUUUUCUAUGUCGUUGCUGUGGCGUUCUUGGCGAGGAUACAACCUCUAACCUCUCAUGCUGCCAGUCUACGCGUCAGAGUCCUACUGUAGCUUGCUGUGAUGGGUUUGUUUUAGGAAGUGAGUAUUUAGUUUUACACGUUUUCUCACGCCAACACAGUAAGCAUUCUGACUCUUCUAUGAAUAUGUGCUGUACACUUUUACAUCCAACCAUUUGUACUGUAUACUCCAGUGAAUACAAAUGCCUAAAUGUGUAUGCAACAUAAAAAAGCUCCCACUCCUUUUCAAGGACAACGUUUGACAUUUAGAAGGGAUUGCUGCUAGCUUUAGCUCAGCAAAAACCGUUUAAAGAAAGGUAUUUCCCAAAAAUGUUACAUUUAUACUUUUGUUUGCUAGCUCGGGACAUCAUGUUGUCAAGAGGAACUCAAAAAACAUGUCAAACUUUGUGAAAUAAUAGAUGAAUACAUGGACAAAGUUACAUUGAGGGUAAAAUGUGAUAUAACAAGAGCAAGGGAGUUUGGAGGAAGGGUAUCAAACAAAAACUUCAACGUAAUUCAUAAGAUGCUCAGUUCAGAACUGAGAAUCAUUGCAAUGUUCAGUUGUCACUGACUUAUCCGCCCUAAGGCUCCAUGGGAAAUGCAAUUCCAAUACUUAUAGCAUCGUUCUAAUAAUAGAAGUGAAAAAAUCUAUAAAUAUUUAACAUAUACUUUAUUAUUGUCACUUUGAAAACAGCUGAUCUAGUUAAACAUGCUGUGUUUGAUGCUGCUGCAGAUUAUGAAAGAGUUAAUCUGCAGACUUUAAGAAGCUCAGCUGGCUCAGAAAUAAAAAGGAAACUUGGAACAGUGGAGAUAUUAUUAGAUAAAUAGCCGGUUUAGUAGGUUUAGAUAAAUACACAAACAAGCAUCUGUUGACUUGUGCAUCCCCUGCUUCUUCUUAUCCAAGGAUGCCAUCAUGACCGGGUCAGUAUUUUUUGACUAAAUAUAUCAAAUAUAAUAUAUAUUCAGCACCAAUUUAAAAUAUAACGAUUACUUGAAUCUAGCUUUGGUCGCUUUCUGUGAUCGGCUGAAUUUGCUGUCACUCUUGAGAUUGAAAAUGGAUGGAUGGGUGUGAUAUUUAAAUAUCUGAAGAGGAUUUUCACACUUGAAGAAUACCUCCAUUGUGAUCCUCCUCUGUAACAAUACAUUACCGCUGAAUUACUCUGCAAGACCCAAAUACACACGACCAAAAGGAAAGUGAAAUAGUUUAUUUAGAAGUAGAUACAAGUCCUACUUCAUGGACCUCUACUCUUUAAAGAUUAUAAUAGCAGGUAAAAGUAUUCAGCAGAAAAACAAUCUGCAAUUAUUUAAACAAUAGGUUAAUAGUUUGAGUCAUGAAGCAAAAAUGCCAUUUAUUCUCUGCUUGUAGCUUUUCCAAUGUUACAAUGUGCUGCUUUUCUCUGUUUAUGACACUUUAAACUGAAUUGCUUUCAGUUGUGGCCCUAUUUUAUCAACUUACAAUUCAUAAAGGAACCUACGUGCAGAUAAAUAUUAAGGGUCAAGUUGAUCCAUGGGGAAAAGCUGGUCAAAAGCACACCCCCUACUUGAAUUUCAAACGCAUGUAUAGCAAACUAAGAAGAAAGUCAUUCUAGUUUGGAUCCAUGACGCAGAAAUACAGAAAAUGAAAACCGUCGACAAGAACUAGUUCAGCUGAGGCUUCAUCGCCCUCUGCUGGUGACAGAUGCACCGAAACAUUCAGAUCAUAUGUCAUGUUUCUAUUUAUUUGACCGUCUUUUUAAUAACCUGAGAGUCUCUUCUCUUUCCAAUGCCUUCAUUUGUUUUCCAAGUUAAUUCACUCACUGGAGUUGUGUUGUUUGAGUUUGUUGUGUGUGUGAUUUUUAUACCAGUCUCUUAUCAUGUGUCAAAGCUGUCUUUAACUGAAACUCACAUUUACUUUCCCGUAUGUCAUUCAUUAAGCACCAUGGCUCAAUUUUAAAGAAAGGUUUUAACUUAUGUCUGAAAGUGUUGCUUUGUUGAUGAGAGUUGAAUGAGACGAUAAGCUACCACUCGUUUCUUUACUAAAUAAGUUAAUCUAGUAUGGAGAUGGUACUGGGGAAAUGGCUAGCCUUACUCUCAGCUUUUGUGACGCUUGUAGAAUUGUGUUUUUUGGUUAAGGAGCAUCCUUAUUGACAACAUUUACAUGCACACAAUUUCUAGAAAAGCUGUUUAUGUGGCUUAUAAAAAAACAAAUAACUUGGAUAAGUGACACAAAGUUGAGAUUCAUGUUUCAUCUGCAGUCAUUACAAACCAUAUUUUUUCAGUUUCACAGGAGAACGGAUUGGUUCUGCAAAUGUACUUCUGGUUAACGGUAUUUGAGGAGCUGGUGGAGACCAAAACCAGAGCUAAAAGACAGUUUAUAUGGACAAAAACUUCAAAUGGGAUGGUUUUAAUGUUGGAAGUGUAUUCCUUCAAAAACCACCAGUUCCAUAUUUAACGCACCAACAUGAGAGUGGUGUCUAAGCUUCUCAUUUAACUCUACAAGAAAGCUGUCACUCAAACAUCAAACUGUUGCCUAGUGUCUUUGUGACUUGAGAACAUUUUGCAUGCAGCACGAUAACAUCGUGGCUCAGUCUGUGCUUCUCUUUCCUCCCGGAAGUCUUUAAAGCUAAUAAACCUUUUGUAGAUGAUGUGCAGCAGAACAGCAGAAGAUAUUAUCCUGACAGAAACCCCCUCUCACUGCUGCGUCACUUUUCUAUUUGAGCUUGGGGACCCUUGUGCUUUUUAAUGAAAAAGAAACUCCCUUCUGUUAGACUUGUAGAUUUUCUCUUACCCUGAACAUGACAGUAGUUUGACCUUUGACCUUUCAUGACCUUAUGCAUGUGACUGGUUUUAGGACGAACCCAUCACAACGUAAGUGCAAUAAUGAAGAAAAAGUCAUUUUUAUGAAUCAAAUACUGUAAUGAAGUGUAAAGAUAUAUCCGCAUGCCUAAAUGUAUUGAAGUAUUUAUUGAGACUUCAUAUUUUAAAAUGAUUUUUAAAAAGCGUACAAAUGUAAAUGUACUUUAUAAGGUUUUCUUUUACGUUGCUUUUUUUGGUUCCUAUCAUGACGUUCCUCUCUGCUUUCAAUAUCCCAAUUCUAUAUAUUUUCUUCCUUUCAAAAUAAAAUGAAGCACCGAAAUAUA